This is a messenger RNA of Linum tenue, 977 nucleotides long. NCBI's taxonomy places the organism in Eukaryota, Viridiplantae, Streptophyta, Magnoliopsida, Malpighiales, Linaceae. The record is from the annotation of a GenBank genome assembly.
CUCGUAAAUAGAGUAUUUAGAGGAAAAUGGAAAUCGAAUCUUUACCUGGAGGAGGUCUUCUAAUAGGUUAGAUUAUCUAGCCAAAUACGUAAACUCUAACGAACUUAUUAGCUUGGAGGGAAAAGGGAGCAUUUCUUCCAUCAUAGUUAUUUUCAGUUACUAGGCUUAUUUUCCAAAAAAGAAAAAAAUCCUAACCAUAAAACUUCUGCUACCAAUUAUAGUUGCAGUCCAGAAUCUCGAACUUGAGUAGACUACACAGAAGUUCUCACCAACUCAUUAUAAGGUUCUAUUGCAGGUAAAAGACAGUUGCAGCAGGAAGCUUUGCAGUUGAUUUCAGGCUGAGAAUGGAACUUAAUCAUAAAGCUAACCAUAUCCAAACAAGACUCAGGCUGCUCCAACUCCUUGGACUUGCCGAAGAACAGCAGGUCGGGGAUGUAGAGGUCGAAUCGCCGCGACAGCGAGAGUCCCCGCACUUGCCGUGGAUCAUGACCAGGUUAGGCCUCUCAUCAUCAGGUUUCCGGUCACGGCCACCACUUCUGCCACGACUAGCCCAGAAAUGGAGGGUUGUCUCGUCGUCUACGUGGAUCGAGACAGGGGAGAGGCCGAGGAGGCGAAAGUAAAGCGAAAUGCAGGCGUCGGAGACGGUGAAUGCAGAUGGGAUUUACUUGAAACGGCUGAAGCUUGUCAGGAAGUAGCGGAUUAUGGAUAGGAUUGAUGAGAUGUAGAAUGUGAAAGAGCGGAGGAGAAGGUCGAGCUUUGAAUCCAUUGGUUUUCAGGUAAGAGGAAGAAGCUAAGAUAGUUUUGAUUUUUGUUUCUGUUAUUGUGUCUGGAUUUUGGAUGUGUGCAUUCUGGUUUUGUGGGUAUGAUAUAUGUGUUUGUGUGUAUGGGCAGUGUACAGAAAAAAGAACAAAUGAAGUGAAACUUGAUACAAGUCUCGGCUUCUUCUUUUUUUUGUUUGGAGUUCAAUUGAUCAAGAC